This is a messenger RNA of Ceutorhynchus assimilis (cabbage seed weevil), 1012 nucleotides long. NCBI's taxonomy places the organism in Eukaryota, Metazoa, Arthropoda, Insecta, Coleoptera, Curculionidae. The record is from the annotation of a GenBank genome assembly.
AUUUUUUUGACAUUCAUCUCAUCGGCUUGUCAUCUAUAUCUCUGUCAUCCAUUGAUCAAAAAUUUCAAGUUUCAUUUUACUAAAGUACCUAUUCAAAUCAAUCAUAACACAGAAGAAAGUAUGCAAGAAGAUAAAUACAAUGAACAAGAAACCCCCGAAAAGAAAUGCUGUAGCUAUAAAUACGUUCCAGUAGAAGAACGAAGGAAGCAGUUUGUAUCAGACGCCCUUAGAGAAGCCGAAGACCGUAAUACGUACGCAGGAAUUUUAGAAAAUCAUCCAAAUGUCAACCCCUUUAACAGAUACAAUAGUACCGUCCAUCCGGCAGUCGAGAGAUGGUUCAAGGCAAUGAAAACUAAGAACGAAGGUCAAAUCACGUCUAAGGAAUUACAGCAAGCCUUUGAGGUUUUCCAAGGGAAACGUUAUUCAGAUGGUGCUUGUAAAUUUGUUGUUAGGCUAUUUGAUUUGGACAAGAACGGUGGACUAGACAUCAAAGAAUUUGAAUCUCUAUACUAUUACAUCAGACAAUGGGUAACAGCGUUCAAUACAUUCGACAGAGCUAAAUCUGGAUAUUUGGACGAAGCUGAAUUGGACUAUGCUUUAAAACAAAUGGACAUUAAUUUCACUCCAGAAUUUUUACGAUUUUUAGUUACUAAAAAUAAUCCAAAAGCCAAAAAAAUUUCUCUGGAUCAAUACGUGAUAACUUGCAUUCAAAUCCAAAGGUUUACCGAUGAAUUUAAAAAUCGGGACAUCAAUUAUUCGGGAAAUAUCAAUAUAAAAUACGAAGAUUUUUUGGAAAUGAUUCUCAGGUGUCUUUGAUAUGACACUGUAAUUUUGUAAAAAUAGGGAAAUAGCUUACUUUAAACUGCAACACGAACCAAUAGCUAUUGUAACGUUAUACUUAAUUUGAAUAAUAAUAUUCAGUUUCUCGAAUCUCAAUUAUUGAGACUUGAAAAAUAAAUCUCAUCGUCCGAGGGUCGGUAUUUGUGAAGCAUGGGGGCAGUAGGAGAAAUUU